Messenger RNA from Paramecium octaurelia, 665 nucleotides. NCBI's taxonomy places the organism in Eukaryota, Ciliophora, Oligohymenophorea, Peniculida, Parameciidae. The record is from the annotation of a GenBank genome assembly.
AUGAAUUUCGAAGAUUAUUAAUAUCUCUUAAAGAUUGUAUUGAUCGGAGGCAAAGGUUCAAUUAUCAAACAUUCUUAGGUGUUGGCAAGUCCUGUUUCCUGUCUUAAUAUGUCAAAGGCGUAUUCAUUUUAGGAGUAUGAUUUUACAAUAGAACUGGAGCUUGAGAGAAAAUCAAUAGAAUUCGAUGAUGGCAUUGCUGUUCAGAAUCAAUUAUGGGACACAUUAACUAUCAUCAUUUUAAUUAGUCAAGAAGUUCUGAAUUUAUCGUAAUGUAGAAAAACCUUUUGUUAAAAGUAAUCCAUAAUCUUUAAGUAUCUUUAUUUUUAGUGCUGCACCUGACAUCAUUUUUUAUAGUAUAAACAGUCAAUCCUCAUUUAAUUCAUUGCUUAAAUUAUUCGAAAUCCUUGCGAAAGUAUAAUCUGACUAGUUUCAAACUGUUAUCGUUGCAACACAAGAAGAAGAUCAAAAGUCUUAUUUAUUCUUAAAGAGAUUGCCCAUUUAAUAGGAGCCAAAUUUUUUGAAAUCUCCAAUCAUGACAAAGAUUAAAUUGAUGCAAUUUUUGAUUCUCUAUCUUACAAUGUCUUGCAAUUAGUAUAUUCCAAUUAAAUCAAUCCAUUAAAAACUGUAAUCCUAUUUAUUAUAAUAGCAAUAUGGGGUCAAAAUGA